AUGGGCACCGAACUUACGUACUCAUCAAUCUGUAUCCAGUCAGGGCUGAUCCCAAAAGCCAUUGAGACCGGCAAACACUGUACUAAUAUUCUGAGUGAAGUUGGGCAUUUUCUUCAGGCUCGCAUCAAAGCCAUUGUUGUAUCAUUGAAUGCCACUGGCCGCAAUCUCUUACCCCGAGGUUUGGCAGAGAUCCAACAGCGCUUUUGUACUGUACGUCACCCUGGCCAUCAUAUCUCACUGAGACUAAGCUCAUCGAAGUUGACUCUCGGCAUCGGAUCAUCUGCCAAUGGAGCACUCGCAGGUGAUUCUCCUUCACCUUUUCACUCUCAAUUCAACGCAAAUCGCUGUACCGAGUCCUCAAAUAUGGCAUUCCGACAAAAAGUCGAGGCGACCAUCAAGUCCUUCUUCGAGGCAUACACAGACGGCGAAAAGCAUAAUGACGCCUCAAUCAUCAACCGCGAGGUCAGCCCAGACUGCACCCGCCAACUGCUCCCCCGUUCCAUGACCAAAGCGUUUGGCAUACCGGGCGAUUUCAUCCUCGACAACGCAGCCUACCAAACACAGUUCGCCAAGGACUGUCGGAUUGGAAGUCCAAUUCGACCGCGGCAUACAGCCGACUGCGCAGGGGCCAAUUGGGGGCCCUAUUUACGAUUAUCAUAG
Colletotrichum lupini is the source of this 660-nucleotide messenger RNA. RefSeq lists its product as uncharacterized. The transcript is spliced from 3 exons. The record is from RefSeq and is a predicted model, not a curated record. NCBI's taxonomy places the organism in Eukaryota, Fungi, Ascomycota, Sordariomycetes, Glomerellales, Glomerellaceae. The coding region runs from base 1 to 660 and encodes 219 amino acids.